This is a messenger RNA of Arvicola amphibius (Eurasian water vole), 3609 nucleotides long. RefSeq names its product solute carrier organic anion transporter family member 1A5-like. Gene Ontology annotation, molecular function: protein binding; bile acid transmembrane transporter activity. Gene Ontology annotation, biological process: sodium-independent organic anion transport; bile acid and bile salt transport; transmembrane transport. The record is from RefSeq and is a predicted model, not a curated record. Bases 114 to 2132 code for a protein of 672 amino acids. Lineage: Eukaryota; Metazoa; Chordata; Mammalia; Rodentia; Cricetidae. Gene Ontology annotation, cellular component: membrane. The transcript has 15 exons.
GUUGUGAGAAGCCGUGCAGCUGUCAGAGGAGAAAGAUACAAGCUGCUAACUGGAACUUUGCUGGAAGAAGUAAGACAUUUAAAAUAUAAAAAUCUGGAAACCAUUAGAAGAACAUGGGAGAACCUGGAAAAAGUGUUGCAACCCAUGGGGUGACAUGUUUUUCAAAACUGAAGAUGUUUCUGUUGGCAUUAACAGUGGCAUACAUAGCCAAAGCACUAUCAGGAAUUUAUAUGGUUUCCAUGCUCACACAAAUAGAAAGGCAAUUCAAUAUCCCCACAUCUGUAGUUGGAUUUAUCAAUGGAAGUUUUGAGAUUGGAAACCUUUUGUUGAUCAUAUUCGUGAGUUAUUUUGGAACAAAACUGCACAGACCUAUAAUGAUUGGUGCUGGUUGUGUGGUUAUGGGCCUAGGGUGUUUCUUAAUAUCACUACCUCAUUUCCUAAUGGACCGAUACGAAUAUGAGAAAACGAUCUCACCUUCAAGCAAUGUGUCCUCAAACAGCUUCUUGUGUUUGGGAAACAGAAGCCAGACCUUAACGCCAACACCAGACCCAAGAGACUGUGAAAAAGAAAUUAAAUCCUUAAUGUGGAUAUAUGUAAUGGUAGGAAAUCUUAUUCGUGGAAUUGGUGAAACUCCCAUCGUGCCCUUGGGAAUUUCCUACAUAGAAGAUUUUGCUAAAUCUGAAAACUCCCCUUUAUACAUUGGGAUUUUAGAAUCAGGAAAGAUCUUUGGCCCUUUGAUUGGACUUUUGUUGGCAUCUUUCUGUGCAAACAUCUAUGUAGACAUUGGGUCUGUGAAUACAGAUGACCUGACCAUAACUCCCACUGAUACGCGCUGGGUUGGUGCUUGGUGGGUCGGCUUUUUGAUCUGUGCAGGAGUGAAUGUCCUGACCAGCAUCCCCUUUUUCUUUCUUCCCAAAACGCUCCCAAAGGAAGGACUAGAGGAUAAUGCAGAUGUGACUAACAGCAACAAAGAAGAGAAACACCAAGGAAAAGCCAAAAAGGAAAAACAUGGAAUCACUAAAGAUUUCUUGCCGUUCAUGAAGAGCCUCUUCUGCAAUCCGAUUUAUGUGCUUUUUGUCCUUGUAAGUGUGCUUCAGGUCAAUUCAUUUACCACAACAUUUGUCUUCCUUCCUAAGUACCUGGAACAGCAAUAUGGAAAAUCAACUGCAGAGAUAGUCUUUCUCAUAGGUAUUUAUAACUUACCUCCAGUAAUUAUUGGAUAUUUAAUUGGUGGAUUAGUUAUGAAAAAGUUCAAGUUUACUCUCAAGAAAGCUGCAUACGUAGCUUUCUGCUUAUCCCUGACUGAGUGGCUUUCAUUUUUCUUAAACUUUAUGUGGACCUGUGAUAAUUUCCCAGUGGCUGGCUUAACUACAUCUUAUGAGCAUGAACGAAUUCAGCAGCCAUUAUAUGUGGAGAAUAAGAUUCUUGCUAAGUGCAACACAAGGUGUAACUGUUUAACCAACACAUGGGAUCCAGUGUGUGGAGACAAUGGAAUAUCAUACAUGUCAGCCUGCCUUGCAGGCUGUGAGAAAUCUGUUGGAACAGGAAUUAACAUGGUGUUUCAAAAUUGCAGCUGCAUUCAGUCUUCAGGAAACUCAUCUGCAGUGCUUGGGCUGUGUAACAAGGGCCCCGACUGUACUAUAAAGAUGCAGUACUUUUUCAUCAUGGCAGUAAUUGGCAGUUUCAUCUAUUCUCUAGCAGCCAUACCUGGGUAUAUGGUUCUUCUGAGGUGUAUCAAGUCUGAAGAGAAGUCACUUGGAGUUGGAUUACAUUCAUUUUUCACAAGAGUAUUUGCGGGCAUUCCAGGACCUAUAUACUUUGGUGCCUUGAUAGACAGAACCUGUUUACACUGGGGAAAUCAGAAAUGUGGGAAACCAGGGGCUUGCAGGAUGUAUGAUAUAAAUAAUUUCAGGAGCAUUUUCCUUGGGUUGCCAACAGCACUAAGAGGAUCAAGCUUCCUCCCAGCAAUCUGCAUUCUAAUACUUUUGAGGAAGUUCCAGCUCCCUGAGGAGACUGACACUUCAGAGACUGAAUUUGCAGAGAUGAAGCUCACAGAAAAAGAAAGCGAGUGCAUGGAUGUGCCCAGGAGUUCCGAGUAUGAUAACAACAGAGAACUGAAAACGAGGCUGUAAUGAGAUUUCUAUUGACCUACACAAGUGCAUUUGGUUCUUUUAAAUUAUGGGAAGUACUAUGGGAGCUAUUUCCUUAUGCUUGAGGACCCCCAAAGUUAUCUUUAAUCUUGAUAAAAAAUAUUUACUGAUAUUUAAGAAGCAUUAGAGUGGCACAUAAGAUUUUUCCCAGGGAAGACUAUGGUAACCCCACCACAAUGAACUUCACAGCUGCCUUCAUUGUCAAACAGCAUUUCCUCUUUUAACUCAGUCAGAGCAAGUGCACCUUUCUUACAUAUCUGCAAAGAGCCUGUACUUUCAUAGCUCUUCAUAGAGAAGAGGUUGUAUGUCAGUGGCACAGUGAUUGUCUAGUAUGUGUCAGGCUCUGGGUUCAACAUCGAAGUAGAGUAAAUCACUGAAAAUAAAUAAAUAAUAAAUAAAUAAAUAAAGGCUGAAUGCAGUAUCAGAUGUUUUACAAAGAGCUUUAAGACUUUCCCAUGAUCAAACACUAUUCAAUUUCAUGGAAUUAUGCUUUGAUGUUAUAUUUAUUUGGAGAAAAAUAUUUUCAUCUUGGUUGUGUUACAUUGAAAUAAUUUGUUUAAAUUUAUUAUUUCUAUAUGCAAGAUAUUGUCAUACUCCUUGUCUAGUUAGGAGUUCUUAAUUCUCUUUUUUAUUCUAGAUAUGAUGCUUCUAAAAUUAGACUUCUUAUUAAAUGUCAUCUGUUGUUUUCAAUCCCCUGUUUCAUUACUCAUGUCACAUAUUUGAUUACUUAGAGCACUGAAAAUUUUAAUCAUUUUUUUAAAAAUCAUGAAGCAAAGAUCUUUGGAACUUUUUUUAGCAUUACAAAGCUGGUCAUAAAUAUCUACAUGCGAGAGCAGAAUAAAGGAAGGCACAAUCUUACAACUCUUUGAGGGAACCAGUCGGUCCAUGGGAGUGUUAAGUUUACAGUUUCAUUACUUGAACUGAGGCCAAUCCACUUCCUUGAAAGAGCGGUUUAUGUUCUUCAUUCUUUUAGAGGUCUUAGGACAUGAUCUCUUGGCCCUGUUAUUUGGAGCCGUGUCUAUGCAGCACAUUGGGGAGGUAAAUCAUAGGAAGGAAUUUGUUGGCAUCACUUCAACUGGGAAUCAAAAAGAGGUGUAUAUAAGGAACAAAGGGUCUAGUAUCACUUCCACAUGUUUACCACCAAACUUCCUCUCUCUGUACCUCAUGUCUUAAUGCUUCCAUCUCCUGAUGUAGUAUAUCCUUCUGUAUUGUGUGAAUAUGUUUUAUUACCAUUGGUUAAUAAAGAAUCUGAUUUGGCCACUAGCCAGACAGAAUAGUGCUGGGGGAAAUCCAAGAUAAAGGAAAAGGAAUGUGGAGUCAGGAGCACCCAUGGAAGUAAGUUGUGAGGCAAGAAACCAGGAGCCUUAUGAUAAAAUAUGAAAAAUAGAAUGGGUUGAUUUAAUUUGUAAGAGCUAGUUAAUAAUAAGCAUGAACUAAUAAACCAAACAGCUUGAAAUUA